AUGAAUGCAGCUCCUACAAUGUCACAGAGGUCUUGGAUUGACGACACCUUCUGCAAGAGAGAGUGUAUUAAAUUCAUCCCAGCAUGUGGAGACAUACACAGAUGCUGCUGCGGACGUCUGGUAGGGGAGCACACCUGGCUGGAGACUGGCCCCUUCAUCUCCCACUGGCCUGGGCCCCAGGCAGUGCAAGAAGAGAGGUGGUCAGUGGAGUGUCACACACAAGCCAGUGCCACCGAUGCCUACGGAACCAUUGACUUCCAGGACAGCGCUGACCGUAACUGCCAUGCCAAGUACGUUCGUGUUGCGGUCGACACAAAGGCUGAGGCUCUGCUGCAGCUGAUGCUGAGGGAGUGGCAGAUGGAACGGCCUAAACUACUGCUGACGGUCCACGGGGGAGCAGAGAACUUCCCUCUCCCCCUCAAGGUUAGACAGGCCUUCAGCAAAGGCCUGAUAACUGCAGCCCAGAGCACUGGAGCCUGGAUACUCACAGACGGCAUCAACACAGGUGUGUCCCUGUAUGUAGGGGAGGCUGUGAAAGCAUACGGCACCAAUGGCCGCAGGAAGAGGAACGCUGUAGGGGUCACGCCCUGGGGCGUAAUUGACAACCACGGUGACCUUAUAGGGAGAGAUGUGCUCAGGCCUUACCAGCCCCUGAGAAGCCCCUUGAGCAAAACUGUGUGUUUGAACAGCCUGCACUCCCACUUCCUGUUAGUGGACGAUGGAACUCUGGGGAAACAUGGCUGCCAGCUGGGACUCAGGAGGAAGCUGGAGAGACACAUUCAACUGCAGAAGAUCCAUCCUAGGGUUAACCAGGGUGUGCCAGUGGUGUGUGUGGUGGUGGAGGGCGGCCCUGACAUUGUGUCCAUGGUGUUGGACUAUGUGAGCAGUGUGCCCCCCGUGCCUGUGUUCGUCUUCGAGGGAUCAGGCCGGUCGGCUGACUUGCUGGCAUUCUUGCACAAACAGACCGCUAUGGAUAGGUGUGCGGUGCCACUGCAGCUGGACACAGACAUCAAAGAGGACUUCCUUCUGAGGAUAGGUGGCAUGUUUGGUCUGGAGAGAGCAGACGUCAACCAGCUCUACAACCUUCUGAUGGAGUGUAUGGACUACAGACAGUCUAUCACAAUCUUCGACUCGGAAUCCGAAGAUCAACAGGAGGCAGACUGCGCCAUUUUGAUGGCCACACUGAAAGGUACCAAGUCAUCUCCAGCGGAGCAGCUCGGUACGGCUCUGGCUUGGGACAGAGCAGACGUGGCUAACAAACACAUCCAAGUGUACGGCCAGUACUGGCAGGUUGGCUCGUUGGAGCAGGCCAUGCUGGAUGCUCUCAUAAUGGACCGGGUUGGCUUUGUCAAACUGUUGAUCGACAAUGGUAUGUCCAUGAACCGCUUCCUGACCGUUUCACGUCUGGAAGAGCUCUAUAACACGCAACAGGGACCAACAGACAAUUUCCUCCAUCACCUUGUGGAAGAUGUGAAACAGAACCAUAUACCCAAAGGAUACAGAGUCUCCCUCAUAGACGUGGGGCAGGUGAUUGAGUAUCUGAUAGGAGGAGCCUAUCGGAGCACAUACACACGGAAACACUUCCGGGCCUACUAUAACCACUUACACGCCCACUGCAUGGAGAGAUCCAUGGUCCACAGGGACCCGAAGGAAGCCCAGCAGCAGAGCUCCAAGCUGGGCGACUCUUCUCUGGUAGUGUUCAACUUCAACGACCUGUUUGUGUGGGCCGUGCUGCAGAGGCGCCAGCAGAUGGCGCUGUUCCUGUGGCAGCAUGGGGAGGAGGCCAUGGUCCGGGCUACUGUGGCUUGUAAGCUGUACCGCGCCAUGGCCCACGAGGCUAAGCAAAGCAACAUGGAUGACACCACAGCGGAGCAACUCAAAACCUACUCGCUGGACUUUGGUCAACUGGCUGUAGACGUGCUGGACAAUGCCUUCAGGCAGAACGAGCGCAUGGCCAUGAAGUUGCUGACCUCGGAGAUGGAGGCCUGGAGCCACUUCACCUGCCUGCAGAUGGCCGUGUCCUCCCGGCUCCGCCCCUUCGUCUCCCACUCCUGCACCCAGAUGCUGCUCACCGACCUGUGGACCGGCCGCCUCAACAUGAGGAAGAACUCCUGGUUCAAAAUCAUCCUGAGCAUCCUCAUGCCCCCUGCCAUCCUGCUACUAGACUUUAAGAACCAGGCGGAUAUGUCCCAUGUGCCCCAGUCCCAGGAGGCUUUGCAGUUUAUUUGGGACACGGGGAGACCAGAGGAUGUGGAGAAGGGGUCAGCAUGCUGGGAGAGGAUCUCAGACCCCGAUGCUGACACAGUCAUACCCGUUACCACCCUGUGUCUCUUCUGGACCAGGAGGCUGUACGAGUUCUACAACACUCCGGUCGUCAAGUUCAUGUUCCACACGAUGUCCUACCUGGCCUUUCUCAUGCUGUUCUCCUACACUGUUCUGGUGAAGAUGGAGGACCGGCCCAGCACUCAGGAGUGGCUGGUCAUUGUCUAUAUUGUAUCCACCGCGGUGGAGAAAAUAAGAGAGGUGUUCAUGUCGGAGCCGAGGAAGCCCAGUCAGAAGCUGAAGGUGUGGUUCGGAGAGUACUGGAAUGUGUCUGACUUCCUGGCCAUCCUCCUCUUCCUGGUGGGGCUGGCACUGCGCUGGCACAGCGGGUCCUACCGGAUGGCAGGGCGGAUCGCCUACUGCCUGGACAUCAUCUUCUGGUAUGUCCGGAUGCUGGACCUGCUAGCGGUCAACCAGCACGCUGGACACUACCUCACCAUGAUCACCAAGAUGACCAGUAACAUGUUUUACAUUGUGGUCAUGAUGGCCAUCGUGCUGCUGAGUUUCGGGGUGUCCAGGAAGGCCAUCUUGUCUCCAGACGAAGCUCCGUCAUGGAGCCUGCUCAAAGAUGUGGUCAACCAGCCGUACUGGAUGAUGUUUGGAGAAGGGUACCCCGAUGAAAUAGACGCCUGUGCAGAAGGCAAGCCGUGUGCCCCCGGGGCUUUCCUCCACCCUUUCCUCCAGGCCGUCUACCUCUUCUUCCAGUACCUCAUCAUGGUCAAUGUCCUCCUUGCCCUUCUCAACAAUGUCUACUUUAAAAUGAAGUCCACGUCCAAAAAGCUGUGGAUGUACAACCGUUACCGUUACAUUAUGACCUAUCAGGAGAAGCCGUGGCUGCCCCCGCCCCUCAUCAGCCUGAGUCACGUGACCCUGUGUGUGACCGCCAUUUACCGGAAACACAGGGGCUUAUCUGAGAAGGAGAGGGACUCCUGUCGGCUUAAGCUUUACCUCGGCCGAGAGGAGCUGAAGAGGCUUCAUGAGUUUGAGGAUAGGUGUGUGAUAGCGUAUUUCCACAAGAAAAAACAAGAUGUUCUCUGCAGCCAGAUCCACAGGAUCCGAGCCACUGCAGAAAGGACUGAUGAGAUGGGUGUAGUUAUUGGUGAGGUGUCUGAAAGGGUCCAUUUCAUCCAGGACAGCCUGCAGGUGCUGGACAGCCAGCUGGGCCAGCUGCAGGUCCUGUCCGCCCUGGCCGUGGACACCCUCACCCUACUGUCGGCCUCUGACAGCCUGCAGCAGAAGGAAGCCCACCUGGGACAUUGCCGGCCAAUUGCCCACUCCCAUCACCACUCACCCAACAGCUGUACCCUCCCCCACAUUGACAUCACGCCCUGCCACACACCCAAGGCCUACCACAGCACCCCACCCUCCCUGCUGUGGGGCCUCACCUCCCUCAGCCACCGUCCGCCACUGGAGUGGCACCCGGGAACAUGGGGGGACAGUGUCCGUGAGGGGUGGGUGGCUGGCGAGACAAAAGAGGAAGAGGAGGUACAGAGUAUCAUGGUGCAUCACGGUGGCGAGGUAUGGCCGGUUGGUUUUGGCUUUGGCUCGCAUGACUCUCUCCCUCACCUGGGCGGUGCAGGGCUCAGAGACAAGACCCCCUGUGAGUCACUCGGGCCUUCCCACUGUGGCUCUCCCCUGCACCCCUGGACCUGGGCUGUAGAGGGUUCUCUGGAACCCCCCCACUGCAAACCCUGGGCCUACUACGACCCUGAGAUGUGCAUGGAGGAGGACAAAGAGGGGGAGGUUGGGCAGCCCUUUAAUGUGGAUGUGUCGAGGGCCUCUAGCCAUGACUUUCUGUUGUUGGACCCCCAGGACGAGAGAGGCUGUGGGGCCAUGGGUUUGGUGAACCCUUCCUUCUGUAAGGAUGACGACCCUGGGGCAGCUAGCUCCAGACUGGGCCAGUGGGGCAGGAAGUGUCCUCAUCGGUGGACAUGUCUGUCCAAGGACCAGCCGCAUAGACACAGGCGCUCUCCUUCCUCUAGCAUGGAGAACAUGGCUCUAUCUAAUCCCUCCCUGAGGCCAUUACAAGCCUCUUUCCCCGCCCUCGACUGCCUAUCAGGGGAGCGGAGCUUCACAGCUGACAUACCCCUUGGCUGCAGUAAAAGCAGAGAGUGGUCCAAGUCGUCUGACCUGGCGAUGACCUCAGGGAGCAGAGAGAGGUGUCAGGCCAGGAAAACAGUCAAGAUUUUGGAAGGGAGUUCUUCAGAUGCUGUGGACUCUUACCUUUCUGACGUGUGCAGGAAGAGGAGGCGCAGGGGAGGAGAGCCUGUGUGCUGGUCUGCAUCUGCUAGCCUCAACAAGUUCGAUUUGGAACCCCUGGAUACUUUGCAGAAAGAGCAUUUUUCACGUCAGGAUUCUAGUCAGUCCGUGUUGACCAGCUGGGCCUGCUCUGUCAGCCGCAGGUCCUCAGUGCAGGGUGGGAUCACACCUGAAGACCUAGACCCACACUACUCAGCCAUGGAAAAGAACAACCUGAUGAGGCUUGCUCACACCAUACCUUUCACACCUGGCUCCAUAAUGGCGGGAGAGGAGGUGAGUGUCUACUCCCUGGAGGAGGUAGAAGCUGCAGGUGCGGAGUCCUCCGUAAUCUCCUGGUCGCCCCGGGGGCUGUCUGCAGUGCUGCAGCCGCUGUCCAGCGAGGGCUGUCUAGAUGGGGCCCUGCGCAGGGCCAUGCGCGUGUUGUGUACCUGGGCCGAGGGGGACAUCCUGAGUGUGGGCUGUGUGUACGUGGUCAAAGCCUUCCAGCCCAAGGUGAUCCGAACCUGGCAGAGGGUCUUCCACAGCGACACCCCCCUCCAACUCUGUCUGCGGGAGAUACAGCAACAGAGAGCUGCUCAGAAACUCAUGCACGUGUUCAACCAAGUCAAACCAGAAAACGUGCCCCUUUCUCCCAGGUUCCUGGAUGUGUCUCUUCUUCACUGUCACUCAGACGGACAGUGGUUGACCAUAGAGAGGAACAUGUUGGGUGACUUCAGGAAGUACAACAAUAACACCGGAGAGGAGAUCACCCCCUGCUGUGGAAUGGAGGAAACGCUCCUGGCCUUCUCCCACUGGACCUACCAAUACUCCUGUAGAGAACUACUGGUGCUGGACAUACAGGGAGUGGGGUCGGAGCUUACAGACCCAUCGGUCAUCCGAGCGGACGACAAAAGCUUGACUGGUGACAUGGUGUUUGGUCCUGCUAACCUGGGAGACACUGCCAUCCAGAGCUUUGUCCUCAAACACACCUGCAACUCCUGCUGCAAGAACCUCGGACUCUCGGAUUUGAAGAGGAGCACAGACAGCUGUGGGAAAACAGAACACAGAUCUUCUGAAGAGGAAAGUGGAGGGAUCGUGACCAGAGUGUAACCUCUGACUUGAAAUCAAAAGUCCGCCAUCCUAACCUCUGCUUCAGGUGGGAUGAAGUUGCCAUUAAAGCAUAAAGACACUAAUCAGUUUAGUUUCUUUCUCCCGAAAUGGUUAUGGAUAGGAAUAGGGAAGGCUUACUUGAUCCAGAGGUGUGCUUAAGGGAAACUUCUACCAUGAAUAAAAGCACUCACUUGGGGCUUUGAAUGGAAAGUGUACAUUGUAUAACGUCAUGUGGACUACCUCCUGUGUUAGAUGGCUGGUAGGGCUUUGGUUUUAAAAAUGAUUAACAUUGCACUAGUCUCAACAGCAAGCCAGAUGCCGUAGUCUUGCAUUCGUUCCAACUAUGGCGUGCAUAGUGGAGGGAGGCCAAGGCGAAUACAUUUUAUGUACAUACACUCCCCGCCAUAUUUAUUUGGACAGUGAAGUGAAAUUUGGCUCUGUACUCCAGCAUUUUGGAUUUGAGAUAAAAUGUUUCAUACGAGGUGACGGUACAGAAUGUCACCUUUUAUUUGAGGGUAUUUUCAUAUUUGUUUUACCGUUUAGAAAUGAAAGCACUUUAUGUAUCUAGUCCCCCAUUUGAAGUUGUCAUAAGUAUUUGGAGAAUUUCACUUAAAGUGUAUUAAUGUAUUCAAAAGUUAGUAUUUGGUCCCAUGAUCCUAGCAUGCAAUGACUAUAUCAAGCGUGUGACAAAACAGGAAACAGUCUUUAGAGAGUGACCAAAUUGCUCUGGCUGGACUCAAGCAUUUCUUUAUGAAAUUAAAACAAAACUUGAUAAAAAAAUGUAAAAAAACUAUUUAUUUAUCAAACAUUGCACAUUAAAGCCUCAAUCUAGGAUUUUUUUUCUUCAGCAAAACAGUCCCUCUCAAAUGUUUUUUUUUUGUUUUCAAA
Messenger RNA from Oncorhynchus keta (chum salmon), 6558 nucleotides. Its product is annotated as transient receptor potential cation channel subfamily M member 6-like. Gene Ontology annotation, cellular component: apical plasma membrane. Gene Ontology annotation, molecular function: monoatomic cation channel activity; protein serine/threonine kinase activity; ATP binding. Lineage: Eukaryota; Metazoa; Chordata; Actinopteri; Salmoniformes; Salmonidae. Gene Ontology annotation, biological process: monoatomic cation transmembrane transport; protein tetramerization; protein phosphorylation. The transcript is spliced from 37 exons. Bases 1 to 5670 code for a protein of 1889 amino acids. The record is from RefSeq and is a predicted model, not a curated record.